Messenger RNA from Pseudogymnoascus destructans, 1354 nucleotides. RefSeq names its product bifunctional chorismate synthase/riboflavin reductase [NAD(P)H] aro2 (gene ARO2). Lineage: Eukaryota; Fungi; Ascomycota; Leotiomycetes; Thelebolales; Thelebolaceae. Bases 42 to 1340 code for a protein of 432 amino acids. Gene Ontology annotation, cellular component: cytosol. Gene Ontology annotation, molecular function: FMN binding; chorismate synthase activity. Gene Ontology annotation, biological process: chorismate biosynthetic process; aromatic amino acid biosynthetic process. The record is from RefSeq and is a predicted model, not a curated record. The transcript has 2 exons.
GAUUGAUAUUGUCUUAUUCAAGAUCACAGUAUAUAUUCAAGAUGUCUACAUUUGGAGAAUACUUCAAGGUCACGACCUAUGGCGAGUCGCAUUGUCGCUCCGUGGGAUGCAUCGUCGAUGGCUGCCCUCCAGGAAUGGAGCUCACCGAAGCCGAUAUCCAGCCUCAGAUGACCCGUCGCCGACCCGGUCAGAGCGCCCUGACGACACCCCGCGACGAGAAGGACCAGGUCGAAAUCCACUCUGGAACCGAGUUCGGCGUCACGCUGGGUACCCCCAUCGGCAUGCUCGUCCGCAACCAGGACCAGCGCCCCAAGGACUAUGGAAACUCGACCAUGGACCUCUUCCCGCGCCCAUCGCAUGCCGACUGGACAUACCUCGAGAAGUACGGCGUCAAGGCCAGUUCGGGCGGUGGGCGUAGCUCCGCGCGCGAGACUAUUGGAAGAGUGGCUGCGGGUGCGAUUGCGGACAAAUACCUCCGCCUCGCACACGGAAUUGAGAUCACGGCCUUUGUCUCAUCCGUUGGCUCAGUACACAUGUUCCCGCCGACGCUAGAGCACCCAUCGCCCUCCACGAACCACGCAUUCCUCAAGCUCCUCGACACCAUCGACCGCGAGACCGUCGACUCCUUCGUCCCCGUGCGCUGCCCCGAUGCUGCCGCCGGCGAGAAGAUGAAGAAAUGCAUCGAGGAGUUCCGCGACCGCCAAGACAGCAUCGGUGGCACCGUCACCUGCGUCAUCAGGAACGUCCCCAGUGGUCUCGGCGAGCCCUGCUUCGACAAGAUGGAGGCCAUGCUCGCCCACGCCAUGCUCAGCAUCCCGGCCGCCAAGGGCUUUGAGAUCGGCUCCGGCUUCGGCGGCUGCGAGGUUCCCGGCUCCAUCCACAACGACCCCUUCGUCAAGGCCCCCGUCGAGACUGGUCCCGAGACAGGUGCUUCGCGUGCUGGUGUCCCAAGGCCCCGCUUGACCACCAAGACGAACAACUCGGGCGGUAUACAGGGAGGCAUCACCAACGGCGCCCCCAUCUACUUCCGCGUCGCGUUCAAGCCGGCAGCAACCAUUGGGCAGGCCCAGAACACCGUCACCUAUGCAGGUGACGAGGCCGGCGUGCUCGAGGCGAAGGGACGUCACGACCCGUGCGUGGUUCCGCGUGCAGUGCCGAUCGUUGAGGCAAUGGCCAGCUUGGUUGUCAUUGAUGCUCUGAUGGCGCAGCAGGCGAGGCAGGCGAGCAGGAGUCUGCUGCCACCGUUGAAGCAGACUGUGCCGGUGAAGUCGACGGUGGUGGGUGGACAGGCGGCGGUGGAGAAGGUGGAGGCUAAUGAUGCGGGGGUAACCAAGGAGUAGAGGUGUAGGGGGGU